UAGUGUCACUGUCAAAUACUGUCACCAAAGGUAAAUAUUGAUUUUUGAAUAUCUCCUACAUUUUGAAAAUUUAUAAAAAUGGAUAAUGAACAAAAAGAUGCCAAUGUAGAAACAAUUGAAUCAUUAACUAAAGAAACUGAGAUCCUUAAAAAGAAAUUAGAAGAUGAACGACAAAAAUUAAACGAUGUUACAUUAUCCCAAAUUGCGGAGCGAUUAGAUAUUAUUAAUUAUAUGAAUAUAAAACCCAGACGAACAUUAAAAGGACAUCAAGCAAAAGUUUUAUGUUCAGACUGGUCUCCAGAUAAGAGGCACAUAGUAUCUUCUUCACAGGAUGGUAAAAUGAUAAUCUGGGAUGCUUUCACAACUAACAAGGAGCAUGCAGUUACAAUGCCAACAACAUGGGUGAUGGCGUGUGCUUAUGCUCCUUCUGGGAAUUUGGUUGCUUGCGGGGGACUGGACAAUAAAGUAACUGUAUAUCCAUUAAGUCUCGAAGAAGAUGUUUCUCUUAGGAAGAAGACUGUAGGAACUCAUACUAGCUACAUGAGCUGUUGUAUUUUUCCAAACUCGGAUCAACAGAUAUUAACUGGGAGCGGGGACUCAACUUGUGCCCUUUGGGAUGUUGAAUCUGGACAGUUGCUACAGAGUUUCCAUGGACAUUCUUCGGAUGUCAUGGCCAUCGAUUUGGCUCCAUCAGAAACUGGAAAUACUUUUGUUUCGGGGAGUUGCGAUAAAAUGGUGUUGAUUUGGGACAUGCGAACGGGGCAGUGCGUUCAAUCCUUCGAGGGACAUGAAUCUGACGUCAACAGUGUCAAGUUUCAUCCCAGUGGUGAUGCAGUGGGCACCGGUAGUGACGAUGCAACAUGUCGUCUUUUCGACCUUCGAGCUGACAGAGAAAUUGCGGUAUAUAGCAAAGAGAGCAUUAUUUUUGGAUCGAACUCUGUGGAUUUUUCAGUAUCAGGACGUUUGCUAUUUGCUGGUUACAAUGAUUACACUGUUAAUGUUUGGGAUACGUUAAAAUGUGCAAGAGUGUGCUUACUCUAUGGCCACGAAAACAGAGUAUCUUGUUUGCAAGUUUCUCCAGAUGGAACAGCUCUUUCAACGGGAUCUUGGGAUUUCACUCUGAGGGUAUGGGCUUAAUCUGCCAAUAGAUGUAUACUUUCUUCUGCCAGCUGUCGUUACGGUUGCGUAUGGAAGUUGGAAAUGUUUAUAGUCACCCAGAUAUAAUGAUAUAUUUUACACAUUGGAUUAAAAGUUAAAUGAUCGGUAAUGACACUGAAGAUCCAAUGAAAAUAAAAUAAAACCUAAUAUAGUUCCGAAACUAUUGUGGAAUUACCAUAUUAUCUUACCAUACCUUAUUUAAUGGGAAUUAACCACAAUUUUCACUGAAAAUAUGUUUAUUUUGACCAUUCAUUUUGUUACUUAAUAAUACAACAAGCUCUUGUCUCUAACUAAUUAAUUUUAUAUGUCUCAUUCAUAAUGACAAUUUAGACAUAUAUUUUAAAUUUUAAACUAGAGGACUUAAGAUAUUGUCAAUUUUUUUGGGGACAUUUCUGGGGGCAUUUCCGGGUCCACUUUAUCAAGGGAUAGUUUAUUUGAUUCUAUGAAAUCAAAAAGUUGAGAAUACCUGUCAGAAAAAAUGGUAGCAUCUGUAUGUAUAAAAUACAAAAGAUUAAUAAAUUAGGAUAAACAAAUUUAUUACUUAAUAAAUUGUUCAUCCCAAUUUAUUAAUGUCUUGUAUUUUAACGUCAAAUAAACUUAAUUUUAAAGUAAAACUGUGGCUUAUUCCCAACAAAAAUAGCAAUUUUUUAUACAGGAAUCUCUCAAUAUGUAUAUGUAACUUGCUAAAAAAUAUUUGAUGUAUUUUAUAUGUGUACUUUGUUACUAUUCCUGAUUUCCAACUUGCAAAAACGUAUACAUAUAUAUCGUAGACGUCAUUUAUUGAUAGUAGAAAAUGAACAAAGUCUGCAUUUAAAAAUAGGUGUUAGAAUAUGUUAAACAGUAUUAUUUUUUAUUUAAAUACUGUAUUUUUAGGAUAUUAGCUCGAAUUUUAUUCUCGUUUUAAUAAAUUUAAUAUAUUUCUAUUAAUUUGUUACUCGUCAGUUGCCUCUGUUACACUAAAACAAAAUGUCAACAUCAAAAUAUAGAUUUUAUUAAAAUAUACAACUUUGUAAUAUUAACUACUGUAUGUUUUUACUAUAUCGACUUUAUCUCUAUGGUGAAAAAAUAAAACAUUCUACAGUUGAUAAUGCUGGGCAAGGUUCAAGGUAAAGGCGACAUAGGACGAAUAAGAAUGUCCUGGUUGGGAAAUCUCAGAUAAUGGAUUGGAUACAAUUCAAUACAAUUAUUUCGUACAGCGACCUUAAACAUAAGUAUAACAAUGAUGAUUGCCAACUUCCGUGGCUGAGAAAGCACCUUAAGAAGAAGAAUAAUAAUGUAUAAAAAUGCACUAUACUAUAGACUAACGAAGAAUGCAUAAUGGUGCAACAUGGUAUAAUAAAUAAUCGAUCAUGUAUUUCAGAGCUGUUAUUUGUUCUCUUUCUAUAUUAUUAAAUCUGUUCGAGUAUCUACUGAUUAUUCUUCUGUAAGUGCCGUUUUCCAAUCGGUGUUGGAUAUCAUCAGUAUCUUUACUCUUUCUACCACUUAGUCCAGAAAGCCACUGCGCAUCCGCUAGGAAAAAUAUUCCGAUUCGGAUUUUUUGCACAAUCUUACUCAAAAAGUACCCCUUUUAACAAAUUUGCAUGUUGCCAGGACCAAAAGUGGGUCAAAAAUUUUUUAAACGUUUUUUUUUUCCUAAAAUUAUUUUUUUUGCAUGAAACAAAGUUUUUUUCUUAGGUUUUUUCGAUCAUUCCAACAGAAAAGGUCUCUAGUGACUUUUCUCUAAAGUUGAUAGAUUUUGACAUAUAAGCGAUUAAAAAUUGAAAAAUUGCGAAAUCGGCCAUUUUUAACCCUCAAAAACUAUGUGAAAAACUGAAAAUUUGAAUGUUGCCAAGGUAGGUAGAUAUUCUUUAAACAUCUAUUGAUGAAAUCCCAAAGAGUUUUUUGCAAUACAAUAUUCAAAACUCCUUUGUUUUUAAUUGCUAAUCAAGCGUGCGCGACACUAUUUUCCACCGUUGCAUGUGCAUACAGUAUGGUGCAAAUGAAAGGAAUAAAUUCGUUAUUUCGUAAACCGGCGACUUUAGGGAAAAAUCCCGAAACAGGUCGAGUUUUAUUUUUAAGUUAUGAUAUUGUGGCAUAUAUGGUAUACUAGUGACGUCAUCCAUCUGGGCGUGAUGACGUAAUCGAUGAUUUUUUUUAAAUGAGAAUAGGGGUCGUGUUCUAGCUCAGGGGUUCUCAAUCUGUGGUACAUGUACAGUUAUAUUAAAAAAAAAAGGGUACAAGUAUUAGAAAGGGAAGUUAACGUCAUCCUAUUUGUGUACAACCGGCUGGGAUUUUUGGAGGUUAUCAAAUGUCAUAAGUGAUCAAAAAUGCAACUCAUAGACGUCAAAGACGUUUAAUUUGAUAGAAGGUUUAACGUUACGUACAAUAAAAAAUUAAUAUGCCUCGUCAUUUAAGUGAGAUUGAAAAGGCUCAAAUAAUUACGAAAAUGGAAGAAGGAUGGUCAAUUCGUGCGCUAGCAAAUUUCUAUAAUAGAAAUUUGAAAACAAUCUUCAGAAUUAAGCAACGAUGGGUCCAACAACAAUCAUUAAAAAGAAAAGUUGGUUCAGGGCGUUCCAAAGUAUCCACUCCUCAACAAGAUGCUGUUUUAGUUCAAUUCUUAAGAGAUAAUCCAUUUGCGACGUCGAAGGAAUUCAAGGAUUUAUACGGGAUUUCCUGGUGCCCAACCUACUGUAAGCAGAAGGAUCAAUGAAUCUGAAUUAAAAAACCGACCAGCUGCUAAAAAACCAUUAGUAACUGUUGAACAUCGGCAAGCAAGAGUAAUAUUUGCACUAAACUAUGUUUACCGCAACCCACAAUUUUGGAACAACGUCAUUUUUACUGAUGAAAAGACUUUUCAGUCGACCUAUAACGGUCAAAUCCGUGUUUAUCGUCCAGCCAAUACUAGGUUUGAAGAACGAUAUAUUCACUCUCAUAAUAAAUCUGGACGUUUUUCUGUAAAUGUAUGGGGUUGGAUUAGUAUACAUGAACCUGGUGUUUGUUGGCGAUUAGAGGGAAGAUUUACUGCCGACAAUUACAUUAACGUUUUGGAACACGUAAUGCUCCCUUCUAUUGAGCAAUUGUAUCCUAAUAAUACUUUUAUAUAUCAACAAGAUAAUUGUUCAGUCCACACUGCCCAUGCCGUAAGGAAUUGGUUUCAAACGCAAAACCUGGAAGUAUUGCCAUGGCCUGCGCACAGUCCAGAUAUAAAUCCAAUUGAAAACAUUUGGGGCAUAAUUGCUAAAAAAAUAUAUAAAAGAAAUUUUAUGCCACAAAAUUCAGAUCAAUUGUGGGAUACAAUCUUAGAGUGCUGGGAAGAUCUUGAUCCAAAUAUGAUAUCUAAUAUAAUUCAAAGUAUGCCAAAUAGACUAAAUAAAGUUAUAGAAGCAGACGGUUCUAUCACCAAAUACUAAAUUCUAUUUGUAACAGUCAUUAAAAUUAUUCUUUAUAUAAUUGUUGAAUAAAUGGUUUCGUCUAAUUAAUGCUCAACGCCAAUGAUUUAUAUUUUUAAUAACCUGUGACAUUUGAUAACCUCCAAAAAUCCCAGCCGGUUUUACACAAAUAGGAUGACGUUAACUUCUCUUUCUAAUACUUGUAUCCUUUUUUUUUUAAUAUAACUGUACCACUGGUGGUACAUUUCAUUAGGUGCGGUGGUACACAAAACGCAAAACCACUGCCAAAAUUCAGCAUAUUUGUACUUAAUUAGAUUAUCUACCUCCAUAGUUAGGUCUAUCUACAUCUUCAGUUAGGUGGUACGAAAAAUAAUUAUAAGAAUUUUGGUGGUACAUGGCUCAAAAACAUUGAAAACCACUGUUCUAGCUCAUUUGAAAGGUUCUUUAAUUAUCUAUUCAGUAAUAUAAACAUUUACAUAAUUAUUUAUACAGGGUGUCCAAAAAAUGUUUAUUAAAUUAAAUUAUUUGACAAAAAAGAAGACUGUAUGAAAUUUAUUUAAUUCAAAAUACAAUUUACUGCUUUCACAAAUCAAAAAACAAAGUUUAUUUCUCAAAUAAACAUUGCUUUUCGCUUCUAUAAAAAACUUCCAAGAGGCAGGUGGCUGGCCGGAGCUGGCUUGAACAUUGAAUUUAAUCGAAAAGCAAUGUUUAUUUGCGAAAUAAACAUUUUUUAGUUUUUGGGUAACAGUUAAAUGUAUUUUGAAUUAAAUAAAUUACAUACAUUCUUCUUUUCUUUUCAAAUAAUUCAAUUAAAAACUUUUUUGCACACCCUGUAUAAAUAAUUAUGUAAAUGUUUAUAUUACUGAACAGAGAAUUAAAGAAUCUUUCAAAUGAGCUAGCAUAUGACCCCUAUUCUCAUUUAAAAAAAUCAUCGAUUACAUCAUCACGCCCAGAUGGAUGACGUCACUAGUAUACCAUAUAUGCCACAAUAUCAUAACUCAAAAAUAAAAAUCGACCUGUUUCGGGAUUUUUCCUUAAAGUCGCCAGUUUACGAAAUAACGAAUUUAUUCCUUUCAUUUGCACCAUACUGUAUACACAUGCAACGGUGGAAAAUAGUGAGGCGCACGCUUGAUUAGCAAUUAAAAAACAAAGACAUUUUGAAUAUUGUAUUGCAAAAAACUCUUCGGGAUUUCAUCAAUCGAUGUUUAAAGAAUAUCUGCCUACCUUGGCAACAUUCAAAUUUUCAGUUUUUCACAUAGUUUUUGAGGGUUAAAAAUGGCCGAUUUCGCAAUUUUUCAAUUUUUAAUCGCUUAUAUGUCAAGAACUAUCAACUUUAGAGAAAAGUCACUAAAGACCUUUUCUGUUUGGAAUGAUGAAAAAAACCUAAAAAAAACGUUUAAAAAAUUCUUGACACACUUUUAGUUCUGGCAACAUGAAAAUUUGUUAAAAGGAGUCCUUUUUGAGUAAGAUUGUGCAAAAAAUCCGAAUGGGAAUAUUUUUCCUAGCGGAUGCGCAGUGGCUUUCUGGACUAACGGCUCUGAAGAGUUCUGUUAAACCGCUUUUAAACCAGUCCCUUAAAUUUUUCAACCAUGACACUUUUCUUCUUUCUAGACUCCUCCCUUCUUUCUCAUUGUGUUUAUUAUUUCAUAUUUUUUGCCUAUUUCUCGCAAUACUUCCGUUUCUCAUGAAUAACUUAAAAAAUUUAAAUUUGAUAGAAAAAUUCACUAAGAACGAAAUUGUAGCUAAUAAAAAAACUUCGCGUCGGAAAGACGUAUGUAAACCCAAUAACGACUGAGUUAUUGCUCUUUAAAUGAUGGUUAUUUUCGAAGAACCUCGAAAUGGAGAACCUUCUCAAAGAGAAGAGAAUCUCAAAUAACUCGAAUGUGGUGCAAUUUUUUGGGAAAACUUAGAGAUAUCUUUUAAAGUUCAUUAAAAAACUUUUCAAAUGAGCUCUGAUAAAAGUUUUCUGCAUAAGAACUGACUGACUUAUGACGAAAAUAAAGUCGCUUCCUGCUUUUUCAACGAAAACUUUUCGUUUAUAAAUUCGCAAAAGUGUGUGUGUGUUAUUACGUUGCCGCUCCUGAAAUAUGUAGAGGCUACCUUGCGAUGGAUUCCUAUGUAGUUUUGUCUUCUGAAUCCAAAUCUGAAAACGGCAUUUCGCUAUCUCUAACCAUCUUCGAGAUAUCCGACCUCAAAGUCGUCAUUGUGACGUCACAAGCCUCCUUUAAAUUGUCAUUUUCUUCCGACAUAGAAACGUCAACUCUACUUUGUUUUCGUUUGACGCAACUAAACGUCAACAUAAAAUUGAAAUGUCAAAUAAACAAAUUUUAUUUAUUUAUGUUAAUGUAAUGUUAAAUUACAGUUCACUAUUUUCAAGGAAAACUGUUUAUUUUGUAUUUGUUUAUUUAUAUUAGAUAUCAAAUCUAUUGGGACCGUGCAAGUUCGGAAAAGCGACACCUAUUUCUACGCUCUGAAGUUUUAUUCGCAUUUUUAAUUAUAUUGGCCAAUCAUAUGGUCCUGGUUACUGGAUAAUUGUCAAGGCCAUAGUCCAAAAAAAAUAAUAAGAAGAAAAACAAUUGUAUGUAGUAAAUAAAAUUAGUUAUUAAAAUGCAGUAUUGCAAGCAAAAUACAAUUAAUUAAAUUUACCUUUAUAUAAUAAUUGCAUAUCAUAUCAAUAUUGUGAAGCAAUAUAUAAUUUUUCUUCUUAAAUGAUAAUAGGUAUGAAAUGUACGUCAAUUUGACAAUUUCAGUUGACAAUAUGAAUUAUUUAAGAAAGUUGCAAUAUUUCUCCGCUAUUCGCGCACGAUCGUUUCGUGUAUCCCUUCCAAGUACUUGCACACUGUGAAUAUUAUACAAGGUAUGUCACAAAAUAUGAAGUUCGAUCAAGAUUAAAGUAUCUUUUUUUUUCACAAUAUUGAAAAGUGUUAUUAUAAAAAGUUGUUUGGAGUUAAAAACUAUGUUCUAAUGUGCAAUUAUUAUUUGUACAUCCUUCUAAAGAUAAAAAAAAUAUUUGAAAAUUUUUCUCAAAUUACGGAUACCAAUACCAUUUUCAUUCAUAACUCUUUUAUUAUUAAUUUUACGAAGAAAAGCUAUUCUUCAUAAAAAGAUCUGCAUGGUCUAAAAUCUAAGAUGCAAUCAUCACAUAUCAAAUUUUAUGAAUUUUUUUCGAGGUAUGUCAAAAAAUAUGAAUUUCGUUCGAGAGUAGAGUAUCUUUAUAGAUUUAUGUUAAUUAGGAUAUAAUUGCAUAUUAAAACAUAGCAUUUAAUACUGAACAACUUUUCAUAAUAGAAAUUUUCCAUAUUAUGAAUUUAAAUACGUAAAUAAACAAAGUUUUCGUUAUGAUAGUGCUUGCAUUUUCAGCUUGUUUUUUAAUAAUGUGUCUAACAAUUAAACCCUCGUCAUUACAAUCUUAAUAAAAAUGAAUAGCUUCCCACUUAAAAUUAACUUUAUUUAGGUAUAAUUGAUACGAUCCAUGUGAUUUGACUGGUUUGAAAUGGUUAGUUUAGAAAAAAUAGUUUAUUAAAUCGAAAAUGGCAUUUUUAUAAUUAAAAAAGUGCAUUUUUCUUAAUUAAAUGUAAAAGGAUUCAUAUUAUGAAAAAAUGUGUCAAAUAUUAAUUGUAGGAUUUUUUUUACUGAAAAUUUUGAUUUCUUUUUGUUUUUGUAUCAUGAAUACUUUUAGGUUUAUUUUAGAAAACUGCACUUUUUAAAAUUUAUAAAAAUGUCAGUUUCGAUUUUAUCAACUAUUUUUUCUAAACUGAGCAUUCCAAACCGGUCAAAUCACAUGGAUCGUAUCAAUUUUACCUAAAUAAAGUCAAUUUCAAGUGGGAAGCUAUUCAUUUCUAUUAGGAUUGUUAUGACGAGGGUUUAAUUGUUACAUUUCAAAAAAAAGCAGGGAGCGACUUUAUUUUCAGCAUAAGUCAGUCAGUUCUUAUGCAAAAAACUUUUAUCAGAGCUCAUUUGAAAGGUUUUUUAAUAAACUCUUCUCAGGGGUGGAAAAUGUUUUGGUUAAAAUUAUCACGGAAUUCGCUAGAGAACCUAAUUCUAAACAAAAUUGUUCUAUAAUUUUUUUUGAAAACUCGAUACUUUUUGAGUUAUUCGUGGCUGAAAAUUGGCCAUUUUCAUUUAUACAUAAUACCUUUUCGAACGGUUUUUUUGCGAAUACCUUAAAAACUAUGCAUCUAACUAAAAAACUAUAUUCAACAUUUUGUAAGCUAUAAAAAACAAAGAGGCACUUGUCUCCAUAACUCUUUUAGUUAUAAUACAAAAAGAGAUAUGGUAGGUGAAAAUAGUUUGUUUUUUUGGUACAUUCUCAAAUUGGUGUAUUCAACUUGCAAUAACAGAGAAACGGUUGAUUUUAGGUGUAUAAUGCUACCAUUACCUUUUGUAGUGCUUGAAAAGACCUUUAAAAUGAGCUAUAUUAAAGGUUAAUUACAUUAAAACUAAGCGAGAUAUGCUGCAAACAAAAUUGAUAACUAAUGUGUUUUAAGAAAAAAUGAGAAGUAAUUUUAACCCAAAUCCACCAAAAUGUAAAUGCAUCGUUUUCUUUCUGCCAUACCUUUUACUAUAGUGUUAUUUCUAUGUUCAGAAAGUUGGACGGGUUUAAAAUGAAUUUAAAAAAAAAUCAAAUUAUAUAGAACAAAUUUAAAUUUUCUUGUAACUUGAAAAUGAUAAGAGAUACAGUAAUGAAAAAUAAAAAAGAAAAUUUUUAUCUGAAAAAACCCUACAUUUUUGUGUGGUAUCUUUUUUUCGUAUCUCUUAUCAUUUUCGAGUUACAUGGAGAAAAAGGAAGAUUUUUAAGAAAAUUUAAAAAUGCGCUCUAUAAUUUGAUCUUAUUUUUUUCAAAAACCAUUCAUUUUAAACCAGUCCAACUUUUGAACAUAUAAAUAACACUAUAAUAAAAAGUAUUGUAGAAGGAAUACGAUGUAUUUAAAUUCUGAUGGAAGACGGGUUAAAUACACUUCUCAUUUCUUCCUAAAAUACAUUAGUCAUCAACUUUUUUGCAGAAUAUCUCGCUUAGUUUAAAUGUAAUCGACAUUUAGUAUUGCUCAUUUUAAAGUUAUUUUCAAGCACUAUAAAAGUUGUAAGUAUCAUUAUACACAUAAAAUCGACCGUUUCUCUGUUAUUUCAAGUUGAAUACACCGAUUUGAGCAUGCAGCAAAAAACAAACCUACCAUAUCCCUCUUUCUAUUUUAACUAGAAGAUUUAUGAAGGAACAAAUCUCUUUGUUUUCUUAUAAACUAUAGAAAUAUUUUAUACAGUUUUUUUGUUAGAUGCAUAGUUUUUAAGGUAUUCACAAAAAUCCGUCCGAAGAGGUGUAAUUUUCAACCACGAAUAACUCAAAAAGUAUGGAGUUUUUAAAAAAUAAUUAUGGAACAAUUUUUGCUUAAAUUAGGUUCUCUAGCCUCUUCCGUGGCUAUUUUAACCAAAACAUUUUUCACUCCCGAGAAGGGGUGGUAACCACUUCCAAGAUAAAAGCGCACAUCGACAUAGGGUAGACUUUGUUUCAUGAGCUAUUCCCUACUUACUGUGAAAAUAUCAAGUAAAUCGAUGUAGUAAUAUGGAAUUGGGAGCCAAAUACCCUCAUUGACUGCCCUAGUUUCCUUUGUAUUAAAAAUAAUACUUUCAAAGUGAUCUACUAAGCAACAGAUUUGAAUAAUAAAGAUAUUUAGAAAAACAACGUUGAUCAAGUCAAUUGCAAAUAAAUCCAAAUGGUGUCAUAGCGAGUUUUAUUAAGACAGCCUUUAUUUGACACUGUUCAGCACUAGUCAAACAGUAUAAUUUAAAGUAAUGUAUAGUUGUUAUUUUGCUCAUUAAUAAUUGUAUUAUAAUUAUGUAUUAAUACCAUAUUUUAUAUUUUAUUUUAAUAAUAUAAAAGUAGUUGAAUAUUAA
Diabrotica virgifera virgifera (western corn rootworm) is the source of this 10415-nucleotide messenger RNA. RefSeq names its product guanine nucleotide-binding protein subunit beta-5 (gene Gbeta5). Lineage: Eukaryota; Metazoa; Arthropoda; Insecta; Coleoptera; Chrysomelidae. The record is from RefSeq and is a predicted model, not a curated record. Gene Ontology annotation, molecular function: signaling receptor complex adaptor activity; protein binding. Gene Ontology annotation, biological process: G protein-coupled receptor signaling pathway; G protein-coupled dopamine receptor signaling pathway. The coding region runs from base 79 to 1137 and encodes 352 amino acids. The transcript is spliced from 9 exons. Gene Ontology annotation, cellular component: heterotrimeric G-protein complex; cytoplasm.